AGCAGAAAUGAAAUCGUGUGAGAGCAGAGAGCUGUCAUGAAGAACAGCUGGGGUGUUUAAAGGGACUGGACUGCGUGCCCACGAACACACGACACUGAGGUAGAGCCUCCGGGAGGCAGCAGGGAGAGGUCAGGAUGGCAGGUGUUGGGGCAUGUGCCCCGGCUAACCCUGCCUGUAAGAUCAUGACCUUCAGACCUACAAUGGAGGAGUUUAAGGACUUCAACCAGUACCUGGUUUAUAUGGAGUCUCAGGGAGCUCAUCGUGCUGGACUGGCCAAGGUUAUUCCACCCAAGGACUGGAAGCCACGUCGCAAUUAUGGUGAUAUUGAUGAUUUCGUCAUUCAAGCACCUAUUCAGCAGAUGGUGGCUGGCCAAUCAGGACUCUUCACUCAGUACAACAUCCAGAAGAAACCACUCACUGUGCAAGAAUUCCGCAGACUGGCCAACAGUGACAUGUACUGCACACCUCGCUACUUGAACUAUGAAGACCUGGAGAGGAAGUACUGGAAGAAUCUGACAUUCGUCUCGCCCAUCUAUGGUGCUGAUGUGAGCGGCACACUCUAUGAUGAGGACAUUGAAGAGUGGAACAUCGGGCACCUGAACUCAAUCUUGGAUGUGAUUGAGGAGGAUUGUGGAGUGUCCAUUCAGGGUGUAAACACACCCUAUCUGUACUUUGGAAUGUGGAAAACCAGCUUCUCCUGGCACACGGAGGACAUGGACCUGUACAGCAUCAACUACCUGCACUUUGGGGAGCCCAAAUCCUGGUAUGCUAUCCCUCCAGAGCAUGGGAAGAGAUUGGAACGUCUUGCUAUAGGUUUCUUUCCUAACAGCUUUAAAAGCUGUGAGGCGUUCCUGAGACACAAGAUGACACUGAUAUCCCCGUCUGUACUAAAGAAAUACAGCAUACCAUUUGAUAAGAUAACACAGGAAGCGGGGGAGUUUAUGAUCACGUUUCCCUAUGGUUACCACGCUGGCUUCAACCACGGCUACAACUGUGCUGAAUCCACCAAUUUCGCCAGUAUCCGGUGGAUCGAUUAUGGAAAAGUUGCUACGCAGUGUACAUGCAGUAAGGACAUGGUAAAGAUCUCCAUGGAUCCAUUUGUUAGACGAUUCCAGCCAGAUCGCUAUCAGGCUUGGACACAAGGCAAAGACUCAUGUCCAUUGGAUCACAUCUUGGCCACACCCAGCACCACACCGGAGCUGCAGAGCUGGCUUCAGAGGCGUCGCAGGAAAGCACCCUCCACCUCAAGUCUCCAUUGUCCACGUGCAUGCUCCAAACGACUGAAGACUGUGGACUCUGCACCAGUGAAGGGGGGUGGUCGCAGGAGUAGAGGGGCAGAGUUAACAUCGAAAAAUGAGGAUAAUGAAGACUCAGUGAAACACCAGAAAGAAUCGCAGUACUUAGGGCUCACUGGUCCAUGUCGACAAAUGUGCGUUGUGAAAGUAACAAGAGUGGAGAAUGACUUGCUGGCCCACUCCACCAGACAAGAUGAUUCCUCUGAGCAACUCUCGACCCCUACACUCACCCCCACAUCCAGGCAGAGUGACCAUGAUCUAGGUCACACAAGCUCCGAGACAUCUUUUAUUUUUGAUGAAGGUCGAGUAUCCACAAACUCAAACUCCGCUGCACAGCCUGGACCUGAAUCAACCUCAGACAGCAGCGUCACUGUGAAUGUGACUCUGGACUCAGAAAGAACUGCUGAAAGUCCUAAUCAAGCAUUAAACUGUGAACCUGUCUCAGUAACAAGUGCUCCUUCUAUUCCUGUGACCCAUUCACCGAGACUUAAUUCCACUGGUGCUGCGGUUUUAUUUUCAGAAACUGAUUCCCAACAAGCUAAAAUUGAAACCGAGGAGACGGUCGCCGAUAUCUUGACUGAGAGCAGCAUCGAUUACGGCACAUCAGCACUUUACAAAGAGCAAAGCUCGAUCCGUCUAGACUCUGCUCUUCAGGGUUUGGAAACCUCAGAAAACAGAACAAACUCUGAAAUCCAGAAUACUUUGUUUUGUGAAAUGCCUCUUCUAAUGCCCGAGCUCAUAGAAGAGCGAGUCAAUCCUCAAUCUCUCGCACCUGAAAUGCCCUCGCUGACUCUCGCUGUCCGACCUGACACCACAAAUCACAGACCUCACACUCCGAACAAUAAUGCACCUGUUCUCCAUCUGGAAAAAUCACACUCGCCUCCUGUUAUAACAGAUGAUGUGGGGACUUAUUCUGAAAGACCUUGUCUCGAUUGGCCCUUUGUUGCACUCCAAGAAGGUGUAAGCCAAUCACAAAACUCAAUCUCAGACACCUUUAGAGCAAAACCAGGACAUGAACACGUCCCAUCCGCAGACCAGAACACUCAAAAUGAGUCCAUUUCACAGUUUAAAAUCACUACUCAGAGUAUUUUACAAUGUUCUACCGUAGCAGAUGUGGAUUUAAUGGACACCUAUGACUCUGAAAUGGCCAGUGGAGACAAACAAAGUUCUCCGAGUCUCGAAGAGCAGUCAAUCUCUCUCACAUGCUCCCAGGGCCCCUACGUGGAGUCCAAACCCUUCACCAUUUGGAAAAACCUCAGCUCCCAGAAUCCCGCAGUGCUCAUUGAGAGCUUGCAGCCUGAGCUGGUAGUUGGUCUUACCACAGGUGUGAGCAGUCUUACAGAUUAUGCCCAUGACUCGCUGCCCUACACCAUGUGGUCCGAAUCAGGUUGCCAACAAGAAAAGUUCCCUGAUUCUCCAAACUCUUCACCAUGCACUCAGACUUGGACCAACCUGGAGCCCAUUCCCAUGCAGUGCUCUGAUGCAGACAUGGCUCCAAACGCACCUCCUGAUCUGAAGCAGCAGAACGUGGAGUUGGAACCAGCUGAAGCUUGUGUGCUCAGUGAGCAGGCAGGCUCUCAGGAACCUCAGGAGGAAAAGUUUAAAAGUCAGGAGUAUUACGAAGGUGCAAAGUCAGACCAUGAUGGGUCUGUGAGCGACUCUGAUUCGUGUGAAUCAGGAGAUAAAGGUGCUGACAGCAGCAGUGAAUCCAGUGAGGAGAACGCCACGAGUGACCCUGAGUAUGUGGAGACGGAUCUGGAGCCAGGGGAAGUCUGUACAUAUCACAUGCAAACUGUUAAGAAGACAUCCAAGAGUUGGCGUCACCCCCUCAGAAAACCCACUGCACGAGCAGUGCCAAGUGCUGUGAAACAGCAGGCUGCCAGUGAUGAUGAGACUUUAGAGGACUGUGCAUCUAAAGAAGAGGAGCCAGAAACUGAGGAAUGGGCAAAGCCUUUAGUGCAUCUGUGGCAACACCGAAAAACUCAUUUUCAGUAUGAACGAGAGUACAACACAACUGCAGCUGAAACCUCUCCACACUGUGCUGUCUGCACCCUUUUCAUGCCAUACUAUCAGCCUGAUAAUUUAGAGGAGAGAAGGCACGAUGUCUUGAUGAGUGCUGCCACAGAGUCUCAGGGGUCAUGUUCACAGGAGGCGGGCUUGAGGUCACGACCUCUGAUCCCUGAAAUUUGCUUUGCGUGCCAGGAGGGCCCAUGUCCCUUGAACACACUGCUGGAGGAGGAUGGAUCCAGUCCACUUGUGGCCUGUAAUAGUUGCUGUGUUCAAGUUCAUGCCAGUUGCUAUGGUGUUGCUGCUCAUGAUGUCAGCCCAGUGUGGACAUGUGACAGAUGUGUGAGCGGAGACCUGGCAGCUGGAUGCUGUUUGUGUAACCUGAGGGGAGGUGCAUUAAAAAGAACCUCAGAUGACAGAUGGGUCCAUGUGAUGUGUGCUGUGGGUCUCCCUGAGGUGAAGUUCAUUGAUGUGGCGAAGAGAGCUCCUAUUGACAUCAGUGCCAUACCUGUACAGAGAUAUAAACUGAAGUGUAUAUAUUGCCGUAACAGGAUAAAGAAGCUGUCCGGAGCAUGUAUUCAGUGCUCAUGUGGUCGUUGCCCAACCUCUUUCCAUGUCACUUGUGCACAUGCAGCUGGAGUCCCCAUGGAGCCUGAUGAUUGGCCGUAUGUGGUUUUCAUCACCUGUCACAGGCACCAGUCACGGAGCUCCAGUGCUAAAGUGAAAGUUAGCAAAAGUGAAUUAGAAGUGGGCCAGACGGUGAUCUCCAAACACAAAAAUCUUCGUUACUACAGCUCACGUGUUACCCAGGUCAUGGCCCAAACAUUCUAUGAGGUUAUGUUUGAUGAUGGCUCAUUCAGCAAUGAUACAUUCCCUGAAGACAUUGUGAGCAGAGAUUGUGCCCAGCUUGGGCCUCCUGAAGUGGGGGAGGCUGUUCAGGUGAAGUGGCCUGAUGGACUUUUUUAUGGAGCCAAGUAUCUUGGCUCUAAUACUUCAUAUAUGUAUCAGGUGGAAUUUGAAGAUGGAUCUCAGGUAUUGGCGAAGAGAGAGGACAUUUACAUGCUGGAUGAAGACCUGCCCAAAAAAGUCAAAGGUCGUUUGUCCACAGCAUCCAGCAUGCGUUUCCAGGAUGCGUUCUUCACCACACAAGGUGAAAGGAAACGGCGACGCACACCAAACUCUCGGUUUCAGACGGAUUAUAUUGCCCAUAUUAGCCCUCGAACCUUCACCAGGAACUCAGAAACACGCAGUAAAGCCAACUAAUGGAGGAAUGGAGAGGGGCUGUUUUAAAUGGGUUUGAAGAUUGUACAUCAGUGAGAUCAUGAUUUUUAAAAGUCUGAAAGACAGAAAUACUGUGGUCUCAUAUGUCAGGGACAAGAAUGUUUUUCUAAAUUAGAAGUUUUUUCUGUUAUAUUUCAGAGGUUUUUCUUGCCUCAAAUUGUAUUCUGUAGCAUUGUAAUCCUGUAAUUUCCUCCCCAACACUGCUGAGACUAAAUUCACCUGCAUGCUUGUUUUGUAUAUGAUUUGUCUUGUCAUGCACCAUUCCUAGUCACUGUCUGACACUAUUAGCAUUGAGCUUAAAAUGGUAUAAAUGCCAAA
Molecule: messenger RNA, 4901 nt
Organism: Sinocyclocheilus grahami
Lineage: Eukaryota; Metazoa; Chordata; Actinopteri; Cypriniformes; Cyprinidae
Product: lysine-specific demethylase 4C-like
Exons: 22
Coding region: 135-4565 (1476 amino acids)
Biological process (GO): regulation of gene expression; chromatin remodeling
Cellular component (GO): chromatin; nucleus
Molecular function (GO): histone H3K9 demethylase activity; histone H3K36 demethylase activity
Source: RefSeq, a predicted model, not a curated record